AUGAAGGUCUUCGACAUACUCUCAACCUUGGCGGUUUUAGUAGGCAAUGCCUUUGCGGCUUCGCGAACAUCGCCGCCAUCCGGCGCAAUCGUCGUUGCUAAAUCGGGUGGCCAAUACACCACGCUUCAAGCAGCUAUCAACUCCAUUUCAGCCAGCUCCACCGCAACUACCACAAUCUUCAUCCAGCCGGGCACUUACUCUGGACAAGUUUCCAUUCCCAGCCUGAGUGGAAAGCUCGUCAUCUACGCAUACACUACCAACGACCAAGACUACACCAAGAACCAAGUCAUCUUGACCAAUACUCUAUCAGCUGCGGAUGCUGGAAGUAACGACUUAUCCGCAACACUGAGAGUUGCGACUAGCUACUUCAGUCUGUACAACGUCAACCUGAUAAAUGGCUAUGGAAAGGGCUCUCAAGCUCUAGCCAUCUCUGCAAAUGGCCAGUACCAAGCGUACUACGGCUGCAGCUUCGUCGGCUAUCAGGACACGAUCUAUACCAACAAGCCACACCAAGUCUACAAGAACAGCUACAUUGAGGGCGCGACUGACUUCAUCUUCGGCAACGAUGGCAACGCUUGGUUCGAGAAGUGCACGAUCGCUAUCAACGGUGCCGGAUACAUCACUGCGAGUGGUCGCGACAGCGCCGACGGCUACUGGUACGUGAUCAACAAGGCCACAAUCGCAGCAAAGUCAGGUGCUGGUGUGGCCAAGGAGUCUACGGUGCUGGGCAGGCCGUGGAGGGAAUAUGCGCGCGUUGUCGUCCAAAACUCACAACUCAGCGAUGUCGUCAAGCCUGUUGGAUGGUCUGCUUGGGGCACUAACCCCACUGCCAACGUUUACUAUGCGGAAUAUGGCAACACUGGAACUGGUGCCAGCGGCACGCGGGUGAGCUGGGCCAAGAAGCUGUCAAGUGCGGUUUCCAUUGACACGAUUCUUCCGGGCUGGGCUUCUUGGGUUGACACAACUUAUUGGAACUCGUCUUGA
This is a messenger RNA of Colletotrichum abscissum, 984 nucleotides long. RefSeq names its product pectinesterase. The transcript has 2 exons. The record is from RefSeq and is a predicted model, not a curated record. NCBI's taxonomy places the organism in Eukaryota, Fungi, Ascomycota, Sordariomycetes, Glomerellales, Glomerellaceae. The coding region runs from base 1 to 984 and encodes 327 amino acids. Gene Ontology annotation, biological process: pectin catabolic process; cell wall modification. Gene Ontology annotation, molecular function: pectinesterase activity.